This is a messenger RNA of Talaromyces atroroseus, 2502 nucleotides long. RefSeq lists its product as hypothetical. Gene Ontology annotation, biological process: galactose metabolic process. NCBI's taxonomy places the organism in Eukaryota, Fungi, Ascomycota, Eurotiomycetes, Eurotiales, Trichocomaceae. Bases 1 to 2502 code for a protein of 833 amino acids. Gene Ontology annotation, molecular function: nucleic acid binding. The transcript is spliced from 4 exons. The record is from RefSeq and is a predicted model, not a curated record.
AUGGCUUCGCAAGCUUCUGGAAGCAAUUUGAACCGUCCUUCUUUUGCAAAAAUUGUGGCCAUGCCUGCCCCGGCCAAACCACAAACCACUGCAACAAACCCUGGAGAGUCGGAAAAUCAAAUGAAUGCAGAUUUUGAAGGUUCCCGGGUUCCCCAACCCUCCUCUAUCAUGGCCUUGCCGAACCAGCCAGGCUUGGAAGGCCAACAUGACGCACCACUAGAUGCUUAUAUAGAAGGCAUCGAGGGUGGUGUACAGCGAAUUUCAAUGAAUGAGAAGCAUGAGUCAGAGUUUUCUCACUCGUCCGGUGAAGCUCGUGAGACCGGAGUGCUUCAGAGAGAAGCUUCAUUCGACGACGAUCAAACUCAUCUGUCCAACAGUUCCACAAAACCAACGAGUUUUGACUCGAAGAGCAUGGCAUCAGUCACUACAUUUGCAAUGGACGAGAAAGAUUCUCUACGACCAGAUGAUAGUGCAAGUGUCCAGGCAGCUGAUGAAGACGACUCCCUGUCUGGCCCAGCAUCAGGCGCCCCCAAUUCGCUCACCGGCUCCGAAUCUGGUGUAAGAGUAUUUCGCGAUCAUAUCAAAGAUGGAAUGGCUCAAAGAAGUCGCGGGCUAUUGCCUGUGUCCAUCCAGCGAUUCCCAGAUGGAGAUAUUGGGAUCCCAGGCGCGAUUCCACCCGAUUCCGUGGCUAACAAUUUUAUAGUCAACAAUGAUCGGUCUGAAUUUGAGGCUGGAAGGUCCCUCAAUGGAUAUCCUUUAGACCCUGAUGAAAAGCUUUUGGAAGCAAUGAGUUCGCCCAAGGACCGUCUUUUCCUGUUACAACUGGAGGAAAAGAUUCGAAACUUCAUUCAAGAUUCGAAUGAACAAUCAUUAGAAUUACCGCCUUCGAAUGCUUUUGGUCGACUUCUCGCACACAAACUAGGAGAUUAUUAUCAUUUGACGCAUUUCGUGGACAAUAAUGUCACCUCGGUGCGGCUUCAUCGGACGCCAUUCUGCAGGCUCCCAACGCCGUUGUCGCUCCUGCGACCUGUGAAUUCCCACAGUACACCGCCACCUAAUGCACCGGCCAUGAAGAUCAUGCGUCGGAAUGAACAGAGUGGCGACCGGACUCUGGCAGGUGAUGACACUACAGCUAGCUCCUCAGUCCCUUCGAAAACCGUUUCCGAAGCUGGAGAGGAUGGCGGAAAUGAUGAAGACCGCGGGGGAUCGUCUGCAGGAGCGACACCAGCCAAAGAUCGGUCAACAAUGACUCGGGAAGAGCGUGAGGCCAAGUACCAAGAGGCGAGAGAAAGGAUAUUCCGAGACUUCCCAGAAUCCAAACCGGGAGAUUCGCCUAGCGGGGACAAUAGCGCAGAUAUGUCCCGUUCAAGCUCGACUAGCGGUCGUAAAAAGAAUUUCAGGCAGAAAACCCCACACGAUGAUAGCUUCGAAGCUAGAUCUCAGUUCAAUGCAUACUAUCCGGGAAUGCCCUAUACGCCGGGCACGGUAUCGAUGCCGAUGCACAAUGGAACAAUCUACGGUCAACACCCUUACAUGGUUGGUCCGGGUGCGUCGUUGCCUGCCAUGAAUUACGCUCAGGGCACUGCUGGUUCAAACGUGUUCCAGAAUAAUGUGUCCCAGUACCCGAUGAACACGAUGCAUUUGGGCCAAAACCACGCAUGGCAGAACUCUGGUGCACCUCAACAAUCUCCGUUCCAAGGAUAUACUACGCUCAAUCAACAAUCACCAAUGAUGGGACAACAAGCCCAGACGGGCUCAUCGCCAGCAAUGAAUACUUACGCCAUACCCAACACAUCGUCAUUUGCUUCUCAUUCACCACCAUCGUGGACUGGCCAGUCGUAUCAGAAUAACUACACUCAACCCGCUCAGCGAAACGCAUCGAUGAAUUGGCCCGGCUACCCCUCCUCGCACACGAUGGCUGCGAAUGCUAAUCCGUACUCCUCCUAUGGUCAAGUCUCCGGCCAGCACUAUUCGACACCGGCGCAAACCCAAAACACUCAUCCGAUGAUAAGCAACUUCAAUAGAUCCACAUUCAACCCGCAGACUCGGUCCUUUAUACCAACCGGAAACCCAAAUACCGGCCGAUACAGCCACAAGGGAGGAGUAGGCCAUAACGCUAAUGUUGCGUAUAACAAUACCAACUCUCAAGCCAAUGGUCAACGGCAGCAAUGGUCAGGGCACAUGGAGAACAAUGGGCAAUCAAUGGCUUACGGAGCAUCGCAUUCGAACAACCGAGCUAAUGGCAAUACCGCAAGCCCAAGCUCAGUGCCUCGUGGCGCACAGCCUGGAAGCCAUGACUCGAUUGCGAAAUGGGGAACACCAGCUCAUCUUCCCCCCAAACCUCCUCCAUCCGAGGUGCCUACUGAAUUUGAAGCGAAAUCCCGAACGCUUCCCAUACCGGCGAAUUCUUUCCCGAAUAAUAGUAAUAAUAAUGGUACUUCGCAAGGCGGGCCACUGGUUGUUUCUGGAGGAAACAGCGUUUCAAAGUCGAACCCAGACUAA